Messenger RNA from Oppiella nova, 648 nucleotides. The record is from the annotation of a GenBank genome assembly. Lineage: Eukaryota; Metazoa; Arthropoda; Arachnida; Sarcoptiformes; Oppiidae.
AUGGAACCGAUCGAUAGUGACAAUCAAAGUGUCGAAACACUAGUGUUCAGCGAAAAUGAUUACAAUACCAGUGCUGAUGGGACUGACAGUCCAUUUGAUGUAUUGUUGCGACGGAAGUGGACGGAAGCCUCGGCUAAAGACAAUGUGUUUCGCUAUAAAGUCACCGAAAACUCAUUGCCCGCCAAACAGCUGUCCGGCCGGUACGGUAUGAUCGCGCAGUUGAAUGAGGGCCGGGCUGUUAAUCGUAGGCCACCGCAGACUAUGCGCGCCAUUCGGCAGCCAUUCAAUGGACAGGCGUUUAAUUUCACGCGAAUUAAUAGACAGGAAAUACUGUUUAAAGUGGAGUCGAGUGAUGGCCGGACAUCCGGGACAGUGAUUGUCAACCAGAGUCCCAUCGAGUACUGCAACGCACUACUGGUGCCGAGUUUGGACGCGUGUCGGCCCCAAGUGCUGACUACCGACGCCCUCGAACUGGCCAUAAGUCUGGUGGCGCUCAGCGGCCGCCAGUCCCUGAGGGUUGGGUUCAACUCAUUGGGCGCCAUGGCGUCCGUCAAUCACCAGCACUUCCAUGUCUACUAUUACGAUCACCCGAUGCUGUUGGAGAGCCUCCCGGUGCGCGACAAUAGGCUCACCGGUUGGCCGAUCGAG